Naegleria fowleri is the source of this 1440-nucleotide messenger RNA. RefSeq lists its product as uncharacterized. Lineage: Eukaryota; Heterolobosea; Eutetramitea; Acrasida; Naegleriidae. Bases 1 to 1440 code for a protein of 479 amino acids. The transcript is spliced from 2 exons. The record is from RefSeq and is a predicted model, not a curated record.
AUGUCUUCACUUCAAAGCAACCAAUUUGCUAACGUAACAGUCGAUUAUUAUCUUCCAGUUUGGGCUGCAUCAAUGUCUAUUGGAAAUUCGACAUUGUACAUUUGUUGUUUUAUUAUCUAUUUGAUGUGUUUGGCUGGUUUUAUCAUUCGAGUGUCGAGAAGACAACAAGCACAACAACAAUUGAAGAAAAACCACAAAAUUCUCUUUUCUCUUGUGGUGAUUCAAGUUUUAAUUCAAUGUUUUAAUUUGACGGUGCGUUUGAUUGCUGACAGCAUGGCGAUAAGGAUGAGACAAAUUGCCGAAAGUGGACAAUUAGUAGCAUGGAAUUUUUUCCUCGCGACAAAUAUUUUGACAGGUUUAGCUACGUUCUUCAUGUUUACUAACUUUGUCACGUUGUUUGUCAUUCUGUUUUUUGUCCAAAAGAUGUUCUGGAAAACUGCUUUAUUGACUCGAGCAAUCUCCAAGAUUGCACACCGAAGAAUAGAGAUAUUAAUGAAUGUCGUCACUGUCAUAUUUUGUAUUGGAGUUGAGCUCAUUGUUUGUCUUGCAACAACAUUUUAUAUUUUGAGAAAGCUGGAGAUGGUCACCAAAACAGUCGCCAUUGGAGUGUACGUUGGAUGUAUUGUGAUUGUCCUAGGAAUGCUUUUAUUUGAUACGGUGAUGGCUGUGACAUCUGGCGUUUUAGUGAUUAGAACCAUCAAGGAAACAACUCGAGAGGUCGCUAAAUCUGCUCAACUCUCAAGAAUUUCAAGCUUUUCAUCUGAUUUUAAAAACUUUGAAAAACGAGUUCAGUCUCCCUUUAAGAUUACUUUUGGGUUACUUUUGGGUUUAAUUAUUUGUGUCUUUUUGGAAAUGGUCGCUGUGGCACUUUCUCAAAGUAUUAACGAUUUUGAAAAUUUCAAAUCCCUUUGGCAUUUUGUGAAUUGUCUAGGAGUUCUCGUAUUUGCGGUCCUUGUGUUGUGUUUGUUUUAUCCAAUGUUUGGUGGUACAGAUCGAGCCAUCAUGGAGAUUGAAAAACGUCAAAAACAUCUCAUGAAUGCCCUUCAUGAAACAACGACCAAUCGUCUCAUUUCAAACGUGAUCAUACCCUCAUCGAAUGGAUCCAGUAGUGAUAGCGCUACGAUGGUUGCAAGUUCGCCAAUCACACCUGUCUCCUCUCCUUCUAACAGCUCUACAGUUUUAAUUCCAGAAAAACGAUGUGACGAAAUGGAUGAUAGCCAAAUGAGUUCCCAUGCUGGUGACAGCCAUGAAGAUUCGUCAAUGGCAAUGGACAAGACUCAAAGUGACACCAACCAAUCGAAUAUUCAUGCGGUGAAUAUUCACCAAAAUGUGGAUAUGAAUUUAGACGACAACAAGGUGAUACCAUUUCGCCAAUUAUCUCAAACUUCAAUAAGUUCGAUUGAAGGACACAAUACCAGUAUGAACACGACGGUUAUUUAG